CAACAUUUUCCUGUAAUGGCGGACCAGGCGGAGAGCGAAGUGAUCGGAUUCGGCGACAACAGAAUGGCCCAGCAGGCCGUGCGGUUUCAUGGACCCGGACCGGCGCCCGUGCCCACGGCCCCCGUCUCCACCUCCACCGUGCCGCCCCCCGCCCAGACUCCCGUGUUGCGUGGGCCUCCGCCUCUACUCAGGCCGCCGCCGCCCCCCUUUGGAAUGAUGAGGGGGCCACCGCCGACUCGCCCCCCGUUUCCGCGGCCACCCUUUGACCCCAGCAUGCCCCCCAUCCCGCCGCCGGGAGGCAUGCCACCCCCCAUGGCACCGCCGCACCUGCAGAGACCCCCGUUUCUCCCCCCUCCCAUGGGCAACCUUCCGCCCCCUCCGGGGAUGCUCUUCCCUCCCGGGAUGCCCCCGGUUCCUUCUUCUGGAAGCCCCGCGCUCAACCCGACCGAGGAGAUCUGGGUGGAGAACAAGACACCCGAGGGAAAAGCUUAUUACUACAACGCUCGCACCCGAGAGUCGGCAUGGACCAAACCCGAGGGCGUGAAAGUCAUCCAGCAGUCAGAACUCAACCCUCUACUGGGGACCGGGGCAGGCACCGGCGCGGCCACGGCGAGCACCGGCGUCGGGGCCGCCAGCGCGGCGGGUGCCGCGGCCACCGGCUCCGGCGGCAUCAACACCACAGCCGGCGCCGUCGUCUCAGCCGUCACGGCCCCGUCCAGCGCCCCCGCCCGCACGCUCAGCUCCAGCCCGGAAUGCACCACCACCUUGGCACCCAGCGUCACCAUAGCAGCCAAUCCGGUGGCCGACCCCGCCCCCGCCCCCGCGGCCAGCUCGUCCGCCGCCGUGUCCCCGGUCAGCGUGGUGACGGUGUCUACGGUGCCGUCCCCCGUCACAGCUGUGCAGACAGUCCCGCUGCUGCCCGCCGCCCUGCCUCAUAGCGUGGCCCAGCCCGCCGCCGCCAUCCCCGCCUUCCCGCCCGUCAUGGUGCCGCCCUUCCGGGUGCCCCUGCCGGGCAUGCACAUCCCUCUGCCAGGUGUAGCAAUGAUGCAGAUAGUUGGCGCUCCCUGUGUAAAGGCAGGCCCCGCUGCCAACGGAAUGCUGCCCAGCAUGGGCCCGUCUCUGGUGUCCAUGAUGCACCCUCAGUUGGCGUUGUCGGCGGCGCCCGCCGCCUCCGUGGCCGCCGCGUUGCAGCUCCCCGAGUGGUCCGAGUACAAGACGGUGGACGGCAAGAAUUACUACUACAACAACCGCACUCUUGAGUCCACCUGGGAAAAACCGCAGGCCAUGCUGGACAGAGAAAAGGAAGCGGAGAAGGCCAAGGAGCAUCUGGCGCAGGUGGAAGCCGAGGCCAUGGAGAUGGAGGAGGAGGAGGCCAAACUCCUCAUCAUGAAUAGCAUCAAGCAGGAGCGCAAGGAGGAAGAAAUGAGCGAAGAAGAGAAGGCGGCCCAGAAAGCUCGCCCGGUGGCCACCAACCCCAUCCCGGGCACGCCGUGGUGCGUGGUGUGGACCGGCGACGAGCGCGUCUUCUUCUACAACCCCACCACGCGCCUGUCCAUGUGGGACCGGCCAGACGAGCUGGUGGGCCGCGCCGACGUCGACAAACACAUCCAGGAGCCCCCGCACAAGCGGGGCCUCGACGACGCCAGAAGAACAGGUGACCCGACGCGUUUGGUUUUUCUGUUAUUUGAGUUUGUAACUUUCUUUGUGUGUACAGUUUUCAGCAAGGACGAUAGCGAGCUGGCCCUCACCAUGGACGACGCUCACGAUGAGGAGCCCUCCAAAGCAAAGAAGAGAAAGAAGGAGGAUGUGAGCGAAGCAGACUCAGAGAAGGAAGCAGUGAUGGAAGCAGAGCUGCGGGCGGCCCGGGAGAGAGCCGUGGUCCCCCUGGAGUCCAGGAUAACGCAGUUCAAAGACAUGCUGCUGGAGAGAGGGGUGUCUGCUUUCUCCACGUGGGACAAAGAGCUUCACAAGAUUGUCUUCGACCCUCGAUACCUUCUGCUCAACCCCAAAGAACGCAAGCAGGUGUUCGACCAGUACGUGAAGACCAGAGCGGAGGAGGAGAGGAAGGAGAAAAAGAACAAGCUGAUGCAGACCAAAGACGAAUUCAGGAAGAUGAUGGACGAGGCCAAGCUGACGGCCAGGACCACCUUCAGCGAGUUUGCCAUCAAGCACGGCCGAGACCCUCGCUUCAAGAGCAUCGACAAGAUGAAGGACAGGGAAGCCAUCUUCGUGGAGCACAUGACGGCCCUGAGGAAGCGGGACAAAGAUGACUCCAAGUCCCGAGGGGACAAGGUGAGACAGGACUUCUUCGAGAUGCUGAGCGACCAGCACGUGGAAGCUGGGCAGCGCUGGAGCAAAGUCAAGGAGAGGAUGGAGACGGACCCCCGCUACAAGGCAGUGGAGACCUCCGCCCUCAGGGAGGAGUUCUUCAAGCAGUACCUGGACAAGCUGGCCAAGAGCCUGGACUUGGAGAAGGAGCGAGAGCUGGAGCGUCAGGCGCGCAUCGAGGCCAGCCUGAGGGAGCGCGAGCGGGAGGUCCAGAAGGCCCGAUCGGAACAGACCAAAGAGAUCGACCGCGAGCGAGAGCAGCACAAGCGGGAAGAAGCCAUCCAGCACUUCAAAGCGCUCAUGUCCGACAUGGUGCGCUCGCCGGACGCGACGUGGUCGGACACGCGGCGGAACCUCCGCAAAGACCACCGCUGGGAGUCGGCGUCGCUGUUGGAGCGCGAGGAGAAGGAGAAGCUCUUCAACGACCACGUGGAGGCGCUGGCCAAGAAGAAGAAGGAGCAUUUCAGGCAGCUCCUGGACGAAACCACCAUGAUCACUCUGACCACCACCUGGAAGGAGGUCAAGAAGGUCAUCAAGGAGGACCCUCGAUGCAUUAAAUUCUCCUCCAGUGACAGAAAGCGACAGCGCGAGUUUGAGGACUACAUCAAAGACAAAUACAUCACCGCCAAAGCUGACUUCAGAACCCUCUUGAAGGAGACAAAGUUCAUCACGUACAGGUCCCGGAAGUUGAUCCAGGAGUCGGAGCAGCACCUGAAGGACGUGGAGAAGAUCCUGCAGAACGACAAGCGCUACCUGGUGCUGGAGUGCGUCCCCGAGGAGCGCCGCAAGCUCAUAAUGUUCUACAUCGAGGACCUGGACCGCCGCGGCCCGCCCCCGCCCCCCACCGCCUCCGAGCCCACGCGCCGCUCCACCAAGUGACCCCCGCGGGGCCCACCCCCUGCCCCCCCUCGCCCCGGCGCGCGCCCCUCUUCCCCCGUCGAGGCCGCGCUGUCGCUGGGCGCUCCGGUUGCAAACGGAUGGAAAGCUCCCAACGAAGUUUCCGUGGGAAGUUCGGCCGGCAGUUUUGGGAAGGGACACAAUUCCCAGUUGGAAACUUCCCGUGGGAAUUUAUAGGAUUUACAGGGAACCUCACGGAAAAGAUCGCGUUCAAAUAUUUUGACACAAAAGUGACGGCGAAUAGUCGAUGGCGCCGCAGGACCUCAACGGCUCCUUUGCAGCAAAACUAAAGCUUGCGCCUGAGAGCAAAAACCAAAUCGUUACCGGAAACACGGCUAAUUGGGGCGCGUGGGAGUCACGUGUCGGUCGCUGUACUCAACUUGCAUGAGACCUGCUUGUAGUUUUCAGGAUUGCGGCAAAAUAGAAGUUGCGUGGCUGUUGGAGUUCCCUGUGAUGAGAGAACCUUCCAUCAAUUCCCAUGGAAAGUUUCCAUCUUUUGAAAAUUGAGAGUUUCGCAAGCCGACCGGGGGCUCGUCCACAUAAAGACGGGGGUGCCGGGGACCUUUUGACCCUUCACCUCUGCCACGAGGGAUGACGACGACCACGACGGCGGAGAGGCUUCCUCGGAGUCCGCAGCCGCUGGUGUACGAUAGUUCGUGUAAAUCCUCUUUAGUGCGUUUGUUUGCGUGCGCAUCGGAGGCAAGAUGGAGCCUUGCAGCGCCGCUGCCAUCUGGAAUGUUCCCCAACUUUGUCUCCACGUUCGAAUAAAUGCAACUUCUUGUCUUUUUCAA
Messenger RNA from Syngnathoides biaculeatus (alligator pipefish), 4016 nucleotides. It is a transcript of the gene tcerg1b, whose product is annotated as transcription elongation regulator 1b (CA150). The coding region runs from base 16 to 3207 and encodes 1063 amino acids. Gene Ontology annotation, molecular function: transcription coregulator activity; RNA polymerase binding. NCBI's taxonomy places the organism in Eukaryota, Metazoa, Chordata, Actinopteri, Syngnathiformes, Syngnathidae. The record is from RefSeq and is a predicted model, not a curated record. The transcript is spliced from 19 exons. Gene Ontology annotation, cellular component: nucleus.